Molecule: messenger RNA, 1410 nt
Organism: Schistocerca serialis cubense
Lineage: Eukaryota; Metazoa; Arthropoda; Insecta; Orthoptera; Acrididae
Product: piggyBac transposable element-derived protein 3-like
Exons: 1
Coding region: 1-1410 (469 amino acids)
Source: RefSeq, a predicted model, not a curated record
AUGUCUCGAAAGAGUCAAAAAGAAAUGCUUAUGGAAUGGUUAGAGAUUCCACUAAGCAGUGAUGACGAUCUUGAGUGUUUCUCUGACGAUUCCAUUCAAGAUGAGACAUAUGUUGCUCCAGAAUCUGUUGAUUGUGAUAGUGACAGUAGUGACGAAGAAAGUCAAGUACCAGUAAUUAGGACUGAAGAUGUUUCUGGAACAAGACAAUCUGAUGUUAUAAUGAAGGAAUCGACGUCACAGUUGUCUGAUAAUGCUCUGAAACUGCCAUGCAGCAGCAAAAAUGUUACCAAAAACAGCAGGAGUGUGGUUUGGAAAGAUAAAGAGUUGAUUAUUCCCGAACUGCAGUCAAAAUUUCAUGGCAAUACUUCUUUACCAGAAGAAGUAAUAAACUUAAAUACUCCAUACCAAUUCUUCAAACAUAUAUUUCCAUCUAAAUUGUUUGAUCUAAUUGUCGAAGAGUCUCAUAGAUACAGUGUGCAGUGUAAUCCUGAUAGACCAAUAGAUUUAUCCUGUGAUGACAUAAAAAAAUUUAUAGGCAUCUGUCUCGUAAUGUCAAUAGUUCAUGUACCUAAUACGAGGGAUUACUGGGGAGAAGUUACUGGUACUCAUCUGAUCAAGACAACAAUGACAGUGAAUCAGUAUGAGCAAAUACGUAAGUUUCUUCACUUCAAUGACAACAGUGCAAUGAUACCCAGGGGUGAAAAAGGUCAUGAUAGACUCUUCAAAAUAAGACCCAUAAUAGAAUUGAUGAGAUCUCGGUUUCAAACAAUACCUGUUGAGGAGUGUGUUUCUGUUGAUGAACAGAUAUGUUCAACAAAGGCUAGAAGUUAUUUGAAACAAUACAUGCCAAACAAGCCUCAUAAAUAUGGAUACAAAUUAUUUGUUAUUAGUGGCAUAUCUGGUUAUGCCUACGAUUUUGAGAUUUUCACUGGAGAUGAAAAUGAACCAGAAAAAAGAGUGACUGGGGAGGAAGACUUGGGAGCAAGUGCAAAUGUUGUAGUUCGACUCAGUAGGAUACUACCAAGAAAUAUGAGCCACAAACUGUACUGUGACAAUUAUUACACAAGUCUGCCACUGCUUGUAUGGUUACAUAAACAAGGAAUUUACUCACUUGGGACAGUCAGAAGAAACAGAGUGCCAGACUGCAAGCUCCCUUCAGAAGCUGAGCUGAAGAAAAUGGCACGAGGUGCAUCAGUAGAGCGCGUCGCAACAGUGGAUGGUGUCGACAUAUCAAAUGUAGUGUGGAAAGAUAACAAGAGUGUGAUGUUGCUUUCUACACUUGCUGGACAGCAGCCUAUUCAUGAAGCAGGGAGGUAUGACAAAAAAACAAAGUCAAGAAUAACAAUACCUUGUCCACAAAUAAUUAAGCUCUACAAUAAACAUAUGGGACAGCAUAAUGGGUCGACAUAA